Molecule: messenger RNA, 3685 nt
Organism: Notothenia coriiceps (black rockcod)
Lineage: Eukaryota; Metazoa; Chordata; Actinopteri; Perciformes; Nototheniidae
Gene: rhpn2
Product: rhophilin, Rho GTPase binding protein 2
Exons: 14
Biological process (GO): signal transduction; negative regulation of stress fiber assembly
Molecular function (GO): protein binding
Source: RefSeq, a predicted model, not a curated record
GGUUGCAACCCGUUUGCAGCAACCGGACGGAGCAAACUGCAGAACAGACGAGCGACUGUGAACCAGCAGAUCAUCAAACAGAUGAGGAUGAGGGCUGGAGCCGAGAACCUGCUGAAGGCUACAUCUAACAACAAGGUCAAAGAGAUGGUUCUGUUGGAGCUGAGCUACGUCAACUCCAACCUGCAGCUGCUGAUGGGACAGCUGGAAGGACUCAACAGCUCGGUGGAGGUCUACCAGAACACCCAGGAAACCGCCAACAUCCCCCUCAUUGCUCUAGGCCUGAAGGAGACGAAAGACAUCGACUUCUCCACUUUCUUCAAGGACUUCAUCUUGGAGCACUACAGUGAAGAUGGGAAAUGUUUUGAAGAUGAGAUUGCUGAACUGAUGGACCUGCGACAGGCUUGCAGAACGCCAAGUCGAGACGAGGCCGGGGUGGAACUGAUGGCAAAAUACUCAAGUCACCUGCCUCUGAUGGAGAGCCGCUUCUUCUCCCCAAGCCGCCAGACUGGCAUCUUCUUCACCUGGUACGACUCCUUCACAGGAGUGCCGGUGUGCCAGCAGAACCUGUCCCUGGAGAAGGCCAGCAUCCUCUUCAACAUGGCCGCCCUCUACUCUCAGAUCGGUACCCGCAGCGACCGACAGACGAUAGUAGGCCUGGAGGAGGCCAUCUCUUCCUUUCAGAAAGCCGCAGGCAUCCUGAACCACCUGAAGGAGACGUUCACACACACCCCCAGCUACGACAUGAGCCCAGCCAUGCUCAGUAUGCUGAUCCGGAUGCUGCUAGCUCAGGCUCAGGAGUGCCUGUUUGAGAAGACUGCACUGCCUGGGAUCAGAAACCAUUUCAAUUCCCUGAUGAAAAUGGCCCAGGAGGCUGCGAAGGUCUCAGAAAUCUACGAUCAAGUCCAUCAGUCCAUGAUCCAGACGCCAAUCAAAGACAAUGUCCCGUUCUUCUGGUCCACCAUGUCGCAAGUCAAAACCAACCACUACCGCUCCAUGGCACACUACUUUGUAGCCUCAGCGCUACUGGACCACCAGUUGGGCCUCAGUGACGAUGAAGACCAGCAGGAGAAGACCUUGUCACAGGUCUACGAUCGCCUUCCUGAGGGACACUCUCCUCUUGACAUCCUGAAGAAGAAAGAUGAACGUGAACGCGUUGGUAAAGCACACAUUCGCCGGGCCAUCCUGGGUCACGAGGAGGCUCUGAGGGUCUACAGUUUGUGCCACCACCUGAACAAGCUGCAGGUCCUGCAAGACAUCCUGAGAGCCAGCCUGCAGCGCUCCCUCAACAAGAGCAGUGAAAAUGAAGAAGAUGAAGAUUUCAGUGACUACACGGAGGCCCCAGACAUCAUUUCUAAAACAGAGCACCGAGCAGAGAUGGAGUUUCCUGCUACCACAAAGGUGAAAGUCACAGACUUCUUCGAGAGGCUGGGCCCUCUGUCAGUGUUCUCCGCUAAGCAGCGGUGGACGGCCCCGCGCACAAUACAGCUCCACCCUGAAGACCGGGACCUGGGCUUCACCCUGAAAGGAGAAUCACCCGUCCACGUGGUGUCGUUGGACCCCCUCUGCCCAGCCGCUGCCGAAGGUCUCAAGGAGGGCGACUACAUUGUUGCCGUGGGCGACACAGAUUCUAAAUGGAUGGCCGUGAGCGAUGUGAUGCGACUCCUAAAGGAUGUGAACGAGGAAGGGGUCGCCAUCCAGGUGGUCAGCGUUAUGGACAGCAACCCUCAGAUGCCAACCAAGAGUGCCACCUUCUGCGGAAACCUGCCCAAGACCUACUCCAUGAUCUGCCUGGCGUAUGACGACGACGACAAGAACCCCAAGUCCCGCAAAGUGACCAAGAAGUCGUCCUUCCUCAACUUCGGCCUUAAGAACAGGCUGAAGAGCGCCAGCACCCUCAGCCUUCCCACAGCAGACCACUCCGGGGCCCUUCCCUGGAACAAACCCUGCCCCACAUUCCCCAGCUCCAGCUCCUACAACCACAAUGACAGUGCCCUCUACUGAGCUAGACAUCGUACUGCCUAGCAUACUAGCCUGUGUACAGUACUGAGUUGUACCCAUACUGGACCUGCUAUGGUACCAUUGCUCUUAGGUGUUUCCACUGGAAUGUAGCUUGGUGUAAUCAUGACAUUUCUGCAAGCUACCAUGGAAGGUAGCUGUGCCAAACACUGUAUAUCGGUGCCUUUUGUUAGCGCCUGAAGUGUCCAGACCAAAACAUAAUCUUUCUGUACCAUGCCAGUAUGCGUACAGCACAGUACAACUGCACUGUGGGAAAAAGAAACCCACCGGUUAUCAUUCCAGUCUAUAAAUAAACACACAGCACUGAGACAGGCCUCUUAGUCAAACUGUCAUCUCAGUAUGUUUUCUCGAAGACCAAUUGGAGGAGCAAUAACAAAGUUGUACAAACACACCCAGCGGAUACUCCACUGCAAAGAGGUGUAAUUUGAUUGUGGCUUCAGCAGUUCCUUACGUAGUUCCAUUGUGUACUGAUGUAGCUGUGCUCUCUUAUGUUCUCAUGUCAUGUUUCAUACUGUUUAUAUGAAGGAUUAGGUCAUUGCCAUGCUAUUUGUUGCAAUCAGUUUUGGGGGUUUGAAAUGCAUACAUUUUCUGAAUAGAUAUGUAGAUGUUAUGAACCUUGUUGGAGUAUGUUAAACAGUGAUUGAUGGAAACAAAUAAUUGUACUAAGAAGAGUUGAAUGCAAUGUUUAAUAAGCUGCUAAAAUAUCAUAUAUAUAUUCCUUGGUUAUGUAUUAUUGUCACUUUUGUAUUUGUGAGACAGCCUUUGAGGAUAAUAUGUUCUGCUGAGUGCCAUGGGACACUGUGUAAAAAGACCAAAAUGCCUCCAUGUGUCUAAAUGUCAGAAUUUACCGCUUACAAUCCUGGUCCGUCUUACCUACCCUUUUUUUCAGUUUGUCCAAUUGUAAGAAGAGCACGAGCUGUGUGUUCUCUCUAUGUUAAUGUGAAUCUUGAUGUAGUUAAAAGGUUGUCUGUAGGUGGACAUUCCUGCGUCGCACCUGGACUGCCGCCGGUCACCUAACAGUGACUUCGAUCAAAGCCCACAGUCAAGUUGUCUCUACCUGUCUUAACCCAAGUCACAUCCCACAUUUUUACUGACACUUUGCCGUGUUGGACUAUCUCUUUAUCUACAAAGUAGAUUAUUAUUCACAUUUGAUAAUCAAAUUAUUUAUAUAAUGAAAAAAAUACACACAAAAAUAUAUAUAUAUAUACUUGUAAAAUGUUGGUUUCUGAACUAGUUUGUGAACGGUCAAGUUAUGAAUUUUUGCACGUUGGAUUUCUCGGUUUGUUUCUUGGAAGAAUGUAUUUUACUAGCCUUGCUUAAUCUUUUUGGUGAACUUAUAUACUGGUACAUUUUUUCUAUGUCAAGAUAUUUUAAAAUGUAAAACGGUUACACUGAUAAAGUCAGAUAGAUCAGUUACACUGAUCAAAAUGAACGCUCUUUAUGUUUACCUAAAGUGGUGUCUGAAGUGCCAUUUUUGCUUAAUGGUGUAUGUGCAGUAAUUGAUAUUAAUAAGUGCUAACAGAGAGGAUGUGUAAGACUUCACAGAUCUAUAUCCAUGCAUGUUACUGUGCACAGUGAUCCUAAAUGCCUAUGUCUAUGGUAUCUGCAACUGUGGUGUGAAUGCUUUUGUCAUGUAUACAAUCUCAAUAAAAGAGGGGGACAAAACUAA